ACAACAACCAAGAAAAAAGAAAUGCUUAGAACCUUUAAGACACUCAGCUCGAAGGCCGCUGCUGAGUUGGAUGGUGAACUCAUGUCAAGCGGAGCAUUCUCCAUUGACCAGCUCAUGGAACUCGCGGGCCUAGCCGUGGCACAGGCAAUCUAUAAAGAGUACCCUCCACGUGAGAAAACCCCCAAUAAUGUAUUGGUACUUGUUGGGCCCGGGAAUAACGGAGGUGACGGAUUGGUGGCUUCUAGACACUUGAGACUCUGGGGGUAUAGUCCAUAUCUCUAUUACCCCAAGAAAUCCUCAAGGUUGGAACUUUAUGGGAACUUGUUAACUCAAUUGAAUGAUUUAGGAGUAUCAGACUAUGAACUGUGGUCGGAUAUUCAGGAGAAGAACCUCUUGAAAAACACCGAGCUUAUCGUAGACUCGUUAUUUGGGUUCCUGUUUAAGCCACCGGUGAGAUCUCCAUUUGAUGCCGUAUUAAAAUAUUUAUCUGAAAACCACAGAUUCCUCCCGCCCAUAGUUUCGGUAGACAUUCCAUCUGGCUGGGACGUUGAUACUGGCGCCGGCGCCAUCGACAUCCACCCAGCCAUGUUGGUCAGUCUCACGGCCCCGAAACCGUGUGCUCAAAAGUUUGUUGAGUCGGAGGGGGCCGUUUCUCAUUACUUGGGCGGUCGAUUUAUCAAUCAGAAAAUAGCCACAAAGUACGGAAUUGAAGACUUGGUAAAUAGCUACAAAGGCAACGAUAUGAUUGUAAAGUUGUGAAUAAAAUUAAAAGUUUAAUUAAACUAACUAUAAAUAUACAAUAAAUGUACAU
Messenger RNA from [Candida] anglica, 811 nucleotides. NCBI's taxonomy places the organism in Eukaryota, Fungi, Ascomycota, Pichiomycetes, Serinales, Debaryomycetaceae. The record is from the annotation of a GenBank genome assembly.